GGAUCACGGUUGUGUGUGCGGCCUCAGCCAUGGACGCGGGCAGGUUGGAGCAGCAGGUGGCCAGCGUGGAGCGGGGCAUCGCCUUCCUGAAGCAGGAGCACCUGGCCAUGCUGACCGGCCUGCAGCUGGAGAUCACGCACCUGAAGAGGCGCUGUCACGAGCUGAGCUGUGAGCUGGACUCCAGGUUUCCUGACAGAAACACAGCAGAGGAGGAAGCGGAGCUGGCGGCCCGCUGCGAGGCUGCAGAGCGCCUCCUGGAGGACCAGCACUGCAUGAUGCUCGCCGCUCGCGGGGAGCUGCGCGCCGGGCGCGCGCGGGCGUCCGCGCUGGGGAGGAACCUCCGGGAAGAAGAGCGCCACUUCCUGGAGGAGCUGAAGCGGCGCAGCCACAAGAUCACGCUGCUGAGCCGCGAGCUGCAGCGCCAGAACGUCACCACCACCAGCCUCUGCCACGAGCUGCACGCCGCCCGCCUAAAACUCUUCCGGCAGAGGCAGAGGAGGGACUCGGCCGCUGAGACGGCGAAGGGAGCCGGGGCGGAGGCGGAGGAGGGCGGGGAUGUGGAGGAGGAGGGAGACGACGAGGAGGACGACGGCGAGGGUUCGAACUGGCUCCUGUCUCCGCCGCCUCCUCCCCCCGCCGGCCACUCAGGGAUGAGGCACAGGAGGCGUCUCAGCGUGCGGGAGGAGCGGGUCCGGGCCUGCAUCCCCCAGGAGAGGGUGACGUCGCCGCAGAGGCCGCACCCCAUGCCCGACCCCGCCCUCUUCCUCGUGCCGCUCAGAUACCGCCUCCUCCGCCUCGGCCAGCCCGUCCCGAGCCCGAGCGACGACGGGCUGGAGGACGAGUGGGAGGACAUCGACGACGGCAGGGUGCACAGGAGGGUGGACAUGGGGGCGGGAGAGGGAGAAACCGCCCUGUGACGCAGGCGGAGGGGGGGCGGCGUUGUCUUCCAGCGGCUCUCGGCCAACAUCUGAUGCAGUUAUCCGAGGAGAAAGUUCAGAUGGGAGAGAUGUAGCCUUGUGAUUGUCUGUAGUUUGCAGGAAGUGAGUUAGAUAUUUAGAGUUAGUUGCACAAGAGUGCGUGAGUCAACCUAUACAUCAAGUAACGUACUGUGAGAGAAACUGAAGAAAUGGGCCUAUAAAAGAGACUGCUGACUGCCUUUUAAUUGUAACACUGUUGAUCACAGUUUUUGCCUAUAUUUAGUAGCCUGGUUCCAUGAACACGUAACACCCUGUCGUUCAAAGUGGCCAUCUGCUGUUUCACUGCACUAGCCAUACUCCAGGUUCAGAGAGUCACUCCAGAAGGCUUAGGGACAUUUUGUAUGAUUUGCACUUUAUUAAACUCAUGCAAUGUGCCUGAUAUCGGCAAAACGG
Molecule: messenger RNA, 1370 nt
Organism: Salarias fasciatus (jewelled blenny)
Lineage: Eukaryota; Metazoa; Chordata; Actinopteri; Blenniiformes; Blenniidae
Product: coiled-coil domain-containing protein 92-like
Exons: 4
Coding region: 30-917 (295 amino acids)
Source: RefSeq, a predicted model, not a curated record